Molecule: messenger RNA, 2695 nt
Organism: Rhinopithecus roxellana (golden snub-nosed monkey)
Lineage: Eukaryota; Metazoa; Chordata; Mammalia; Primates; Cercopithecidae
Gene: SH3BP2
Product: SH3 domain binding protein 2
Exons: 13
Coding region: 312-2075 (587 amino acids)
Biological process (GO): signal transduction
Molecular function (GO): SH3 domain binding
Source: RefSeq, a predicted model, not a curated record
CCCGCCGUGGAUUUCCAACCAAGCUGUGUGGACUCGCAGGUGCUGGGGGAGUGGAGCGGGAGGCCUCGUUUGCAUCGAAGGCUUCUUGAUUCCAGGCUGCACCGACAGAUGUGGGCCUCCUGUCCCCAGCGCCCACCACCCUCCUUGCAGCGUGGGGAAACUGAGGCCCGCAGGGGGCGGCCGCGCACGGUGACGCAGCAGGGGGCGGUGCCGGGAGGGGCGGGCCCGGGAUCCUCACCUGCCCGCCCCGUCCCCCGCCGAGAGGGGAGGAGUCGGCGGCUGCCGGGCCAGGGCCGGCGGGCGCGGCGGGCAUGGCGGGCUCCGGGCCGCGGCCGCGGAGCUGGGGCCGGCGGGAGGCGGGCGCCCGGGAUGAGGCGGCGGCGACCGGGGGGCGCGGCCCGGGGCCGUGCCGGUGCUCGCAGGGGAGGCGGGCGUGGACCGCCCCGGGAAAGCCGGCCGUUCCCGCCGCGUGGACGCCCUUCAUGGCGGCUGAAGAGAUGCAUUGGCCUGUCCCUAUGAAGGCCAUUGGUGCCCAGAACCUGCUAACCAUGCCUGGGGGCGUGGCCAAGGCUGGCUACCUGCACAAGAAGGGCGGUACCCAGCUGCAGCUGCUCAAAUGGCCCCUGCGCUUUGUCAUCAUCCACAAACGCUGCGUCUACUACUUCAAGAGCAGCACCUCUGCCUCCCCACAGGGUGCCUUCUCCCUGAGUGGCUAUAACCGGGUGAUGCGGGCGGCCGAGGAGACCACGUCCAACAACGUUUUCCCCUUCAAGAUCAUCCACAUCAGCAAGAAGCACCGCACGUGGUUCUUCUCAGCCUCCUCGGAGGACGAGCGCAAGAGCUGGAUGGCCUUGCUGCGCAGGGAGAUCGGCCACUUCCACGAAAAGAGAGACCUGCCCCUGGACACCAGCGACUCCAGCUCAGACACAGACAGCUUCUACGGCGCAGUCGAGCGGCCUGUGGAUAUCAGCCUCUCCCCAUACCCCACAGACAAUGAAGACUAUGAGCACGACGACGAAGACGACUCCUACAUGGAGCCCGACUCCCCGGAGCCCGGAAGGCUUGAGGAUGCCCUGACGCACCCACCGGCUUACCCACCACCCCCAGUGCCCACGCCCAGGAAGCCAGCCUUCUCCGACAUGCCCCGGGCCCAUUCCUUUACCUCCAAGGGCCCCGGUCCCCUGCUGCCACCCCCACCCCCUAAGCACGGCCUCCCAGAUGUUGGCCCAGCUGCCGAGGACUCCAAGAGGGAGCCAUUGGGCCCAAGGCGGGCUGAGCCUUGCCCCAGGGUACCUGCUACCCCCCGAAGGAUGAGCGACCCCCCUCUGGGCAACAUGCCCACCACACCCGCCCUCCGGAAACCCCCUUGCUUCAGGGAGAGUGCCAGCUCCAGCCCGGAGCCCUGGACCCCUGGCCACGGGGCCUGCUCCACUUCCAGUGCUGCCAUCAUGGCCACUGCCACCUCCAGAAACUGUGACAAACUCAAGUCCUUCCACCUGUCCUCCCGAGGACCGCCCACAUCUGAGCCCCCACCUGUGCCAGCCAACAAGCCCAAGUUCCUGAAGACAGCCGAAGAGGACCCCCCAAGGGAGACAGCCAUGCCCAGACUCUUUGUGCCCCCCGUGGCUCCCCGGCCUCCUGCACUAAAGCUGCCAGCGCCUGAGGCCACGGCACGGCCCGCAGUCCUGCCCAGGCCAGAGAAGCCACAGCUUCCCCACCUCCAGCGAUCGCCUCCUGAUGGGCAGAGCUUCAGGAGCUUCUCCUUUGAAAAGCCCCGGCAACCCUCGCAGGCUGAUGCUGGCGGGGACGACUCGGACGAGGACUAUGAGAAGGUGCCACUGCCCAACUCUGUCUUCAUCAACACCACGGAAUCGUGCGAAGUGGAAAGGCUGUUCAAGGCUACAAGCCCCCGGGGAGAGCCCCAGGAUGGACUGUACUGCAUCCGGAACUCCUCUACCAAGUUGGGGAAGCCCACGGUCUCCCCAGGCUGGUCUCACUGUUUCUCAGGAGCUGUCAGCCUCCCACUUCCCUCCUGUAGGUCCUGGUUGUGUGGGAUGAAGCCUCCAACAAAGUGAGGAACUAUCGCAUUUUUGAGAAGGACUCUAAGUUCUACCUGGAGGGCGAGCUCCUGUUUGUGAGUGUGGGCAGCAUGGUGGAGCACUACCACACCCACGUGCUGCCCAGCCACCAGAGCCUGCUGCUGCGGCACCCCUACGGCUACACCAGGCCUAGGUGAUGCCUGCCCGUGUGGCUGCCAGGCCAAGGCAGUCACAGGGGCCCUGACCCCGGGCCACACAGAUGGACACGGGCCCACAUGGGAGAGUGCGCAGGAGCAAGGCCGUGCUUGCCUAGGGCCUCUGCGAUGGACAUCUCGUAGGACCCAGCCAGUCUAUCCAGAAGGCUGGGUUCCAAGGCUGGACCAGGCUCCAGGCUCCAGGCUCCAGAGGACGAGGGGACUCUUGCCCCACACCAGCUUGCCCUGUCCCAACCCCAGAAACCCAGGACCAAGUCGUGCCUGGGCUCCGAGGACAAGAACAGUGGUCCCCCCAUCACACCCACCCCGCAGUGGGCUGGGAGCCAGGCAGGGCCAGGGCAGCUGGGUGGGGGCCGGGGCUGGCCCUGGGACCCCGAGGAACGCUAAGACACAGGCUCCAGUAGGGGCUUUUGCCUCCAAUAAAGCACCAGUGAGCUUUGC